AUGAAAACAAAACAAAUCGACUUAAUAAUAGGCAGUGACAUUAUCCCGAAAAUAAUAAAGAAAGGGUUCAAGAAAAUUAAUGGAAUUAUCGCCCAAGAAACAAUAUUUGGAUGGAUAAUAUCAGGCAAAGUAUUAAAGAAACCAGCAAAAAGAAGUAAAGUAACAAUUACAACAAAAAACAUAGAAAAGUUUUGGGAACUAGAAGAAGCAGAUAACACAAUCAAUGAAAAAACAGCAGAAGAUGAAAUAUGUAUGCAAUUUUAUGAUGACACCACUAAAAUAGACGGCGACAAAAAAUUUAUAGUGAAACUUCCAUUAAAAAAAGAUGCCACACUAGGUGAAUCUAGAAAUCAAGCAAUGGCAAGAUUCCUAAACCAAGAGAAAAAAAUGAGUAAUGAGAAAAGAACUGAAUACAUAAAAUUCAUGCAAGAAUAUGAGCAGAAAGGACAUAUGGAAAAAGUAAAAGAUAAUACAAUAGGAAAAUAUUACCUACCGCAUCAAGCAGUGAUAAGAGAAUCAAGUCGCACUACAAAACUAAGAGUAGUAUUCGAUGCAUCAGCAAAAUCGACAAAUGGAAAAAGCUUGAACGACAUAAUGAUGACGGGGCCAAGAUUACAGCAGGAUAUAUUUGAUAUAUUAAUGAAAUGGCGAUUAUGGAAAUUCGUCGCUUCAGCCGAUGUAGAAAAAAUGUUCAGGCAAAUAAAAAUUGCACGAGAAGACCAAGAUUAUCAAAGAAAUCUAUACCAAAUACUCUAA
Messenger RNA from Teleopsis dalmanni, 756 nucleotides. RefSeq lists its product as uncharacterized. NCBI's taxonomy places the organism in Eukaryota, Metazoa, Arthropoda, Insecta, Diptera, Diopsidae. The record is from RefSeq and is a predicted model, not a curated record. The transcript has a single exon. The coding region runs from base 1 to 756 and encodes 251 amino acids.